This is a messenger RNA of Nycticebus coucang (slow loris), 3743 nucleotides long. It is a transcript of the gene TAF9B, whose product is annotated as TATA-box binding protein associated factor 9b. Gene Ontology annotation, biological process: DNA-templated transcription initiation. Gene Ontology annotation, cellular component: transcription factor TFIID complex. The coding region runs from base 673 to 1428 and encodes 251 amino acids. Gene Ontology annotation, molecular function: RNA polymerase II general transcription initiation factor activity; protein heterodimerization activity. The transcript is spliced from 7 exons. The record is from RefSeq and is a predicted model, not a curated record. NCBI's taxonomy places the organism in Eukaryota, Metazoa, Chordata, Mammalia, Primates, Lorisidae.
UGAGAAUGAUAAGAGCUGAACAGAUUCCCGGUGUGAGGAGAGCAGGCUAGUGGGUGGAGUUGCCUGAUUUAGCAAGUAAAAAUCCAGGACUCUCAGUUAAAUUUGAAUUUGAAUAUAAAAUCAACAAUUAUUUUGUAGCAUAAGUAUGGCCCGUACAAUAUUUGUGAUUUAUGCAUACAAGAAAUGUAUUCGUUAUUGAUGUGAUAUUCAAGUGUAACUGGAUGUUCUGUGUUGGACCAGAAAACCCUAACACCGGGGCAGAUGGAAGCAGGGCCUGUGCAGGAAUUCCAGGAGGCCGGAAAGGGUCUUGUUGGUAGCAAAAGUGUGAGGAGAGACCCCAGCAAAAUGGCCCAUUUGGUGCACUUUGCCAGAAAAUAACGCUGGGAAGACGAACUUGGCUCUUCUACGUCUUUCACCUCCUACCAGGGCAUCCCAGGGAAGGCUUACCCGCCUCUUCCAAUCCUCUGGAGACGGCGCCCAUUCUCUUGGGAGCCCAAUCGUGGACGUGGGUUAGACUAGCUUCCCUCGACAGACGCCCAGAGAGGCUGCAGUAAAAUUAAAACCCUCUGGCUGGUCGGCACAUAACCCCGCCUUCCGCCCCCCAUAGGGGUGGAGCCUGAGCGACUAGCAGCUAGCUGCACUUUCUCCCCGGAUGACGAGUGGCUGGAUAACAUGGAGUCCGGCAAGAUGGCGCCUCCCAAGAAUGCUCCGAGAGAUGCCUUGGUGAUGGCACAGAUCCUGAAGGAUAUGGGAAUCACGGAGUAUGAACCAAGGGUUAUAAAUCAAAUGUUGGAAUUCGCUUUCCGAUAUGUGACUACAAUUCUGGAUGAUGCAAAAAUUUAUUCAAGCCAUGCUAAGAAACCUAAUGUUGAUGCAGAUGAUGUGAGACUGGCAAUCCAGUGCCGUGCUGAUCGAUCUUUUACCUCUCCUCCCCCAAGAGAUUUUUUAUUAGAUAUUGCAAGGCAGAAAAAUCAAACCCCUCUUCCACUGAUUAAGCCAUAUGCGGGACCCAGACUGCCACCUGAUAGAUACUGCUUAACAGCUCCAAAUUAUAGGCUGAAGUCCUUAAUUAAAAAGGGACCUAACCAAGGAAGAGUAGUUCCACGGUUAAGUGUUGGUGCUGUUAGUAGCAGACCUACCACUCCUACUAUAGCAACCCCACAAACAGUAUCUGUCCCCAAUAAAGUUGCAACUCCAGUGUCAGUGGCAAGCCAAAGAUUUACCGUGCAGAUUCCACCUUCUCAGACUACACCUGUCAAACCAGUUCCUGCUACAACUGCAGUACAAAAUGUUCUGAUUAAUCCUUCAAUGAUUGGACCCAAAAAUAUUCUUAUUACUACCAACAUGGUUUCAUCACAGAACAUGACCAAUGAGCCAAACCCACUGAAGAGAAAACAUGAAGAUGAUGACAGCAGUGACACUCUGUAAGGAUAUAGUCUAGCUGCAUUUCAAAAGUAUAAUUGGUUUUGAACCCAGUCUACUGAACUAGAACAUUAUAGAUCUCAAGUUUUAUUUUAAACAAAUGUAGCUGCAUAUUUUUCACGUUAGUUAAAACUGUUAAGAUUCCUUUUUAGUAAAAGCACAAAUGUUUAUUAGACUUAAUGUACAAAAGGUUAAGUACUUGUUUCUUAAUAGUUUCAUUAAUCUUGAGUCCUACUAUGACACUUCUAUUUUUUGAUGCAGGUUUCUGCCAUGUAUCACUGAUAGCAGCACUUAAAAUUUGUUUCUACAGCCUGAUCAGUGGACUGAUCAAUAAAAACAUAAUUUAUAAGCUCCAUUUAAAUAUUUUAGGUAAGAUAGUCAUGUUUCCUGUCACUAGCUUUUGACCAAAUCUCUCACCUUAGAAAACAUUUUUUGAAAAGGAUGGAUUUAGAGGAAUUCUAAAUCCAUUUUGAAUGUAUUUAAGUUGGUUAUUGGUCUUCCCUAACUUCCCACCUCAACUCCCUUUCUAGAUCCCAUUUUCUGCACUCCCCUAUAAGCUUAAGUUUCUCCCUAUUGCUCUUAAAUUUAAAAGGCCAUAACUGGAAUUUUAAAACUGUCAUUCCUGAUAACACAACGCAAUUUCAUUUAUAUAUAUACUUAUAUUAUCACUAUGUCACCCUUGGUAGAGUGCCGUGGCGUCACAGCUCACAGCAACCUCAAACUCUUGGGCUUAAGUGAUUCUCUUGCCUCAUCUUCCCAAGUAGCUGGGACUACAGGCACCUGCCACAAUGCCCGGCUGUUUUUGUUGUUGUUGUAGUUGUCAUUGUUGUUUGGCAGGCCCAAGCCAGGUUCAAACCCGCCAGCCCUGAUGUAUGUGACCGGCACCCUAGCCGCUGAGCUACAGGUGCCAAGCCUCAUUUUUAUAUUUUUAAAAUGUGCUUUAUAUGCCUGAUGUUCUGUGGUUCACUUUAACCUGAGAAUUUGCAUUUGCUUUUUUUCACUUCAUACCAGGGCAGUUGGGUUUUAUCCCUUGCCUUUUCUGCCUGUUCAGCUUUAGGUGCUUUUGAUAGGUAGGUUUAGGUCAGCUACAUUCAGUUUCAGUCUUGUAUUCAAAGUUUAUAACUCUUAUCAUAUUUCACAUUUAUUUUUUUUUAUUUAUUUUUAUUAAACCAUAGCUGUGUACAUUAGUAUGAUCGUGGAUCAUACUAAUGUACACAGCUAUGGUUUAAUAUUCUAAAUUUAACAGACACUAUAGCAUAAAAUCUGCUUUGAUAAACAUUUACUCCGGGCUUCGGCAAAACCACUGAAAAGCAAGUGUUUUCUUCCCUUUCUACUGCAUGCAUAUGUUUUAAUCACCACUUCUUAGACCCUCCUAAUGGGUAAUUCAGGUUAUUCUUUCUAGCUUGUUGCUGAGAUGUCACACAUAAGAUGGAGAUCAAACCUAAAAGUAAACACUAAUGGUUCUCCAUCCUCUUCAAGGCCAACAAAAGGAAACAAAUUACUGUGACGUGACUUGCAUUUAGGUACAUUCUACAUAGUUUUCCCAGUAAUGUAGUAAUAUUGCCAAACAUAUUUCCCUAUUUUCCAUUUAUGCAUGUCUAAAAAUAUUAUUGGGAAAGACUGCAAACCUUUUGAGAGUAUAAAGACCUAUUUUGUUUCUGUUCAAGUUCAACAUACUUUUGCAGAAUUUUCUAAAAUAAAUGUUCACAUCAUAAUUUAGAAUUUGUAGCCAGGGAUCAUCAAAACUUAAUUAUGUUUCAUCUUAGGAUGGUGCUUUGAUACAUCUGAGAAAUAGUCCAGUAACAGGCAAGAAACGUCUCAUCACAGUUUGAGUGUUUUUGGAUAUUAGAAAAAGGCAAUGUGGGCGGCGCCUGUGGCUCAAGGAGUAGGGUGCCGGUCCCAUAUGCUGGAGGUGACGGGUUCAAACCCAGCCCCGGCCAAAAACCACAAACAAAAAAAAAAAGAAAAAGGCAAUGUAACUUGUGAAAAAACAGAUCUGACCAACAUCAGAGGAGAAAAUUUUUCAUUAUAUAGAAUAGGAUAUUGUUACUUGAAUGUUCUCAGGGAGGCAGCAUGUCAGAUGGCCUAGGUUCUAGUCUUGGCUCCAUCAUUUACCACCUGUGUGACCUUACUUACCUCUUAGCCUUGUUCUCCUCACUAGUAAUAGGAAAAUAACACCUACCCUGCCUACCUCACAGGGAUGUUGUGAGGAUUUAAUUGGCACAAAUGAAAAUUCUUUUAAAAUUGUAAAAUGCUAUGUAACUUUAAGGAAUUAUUAUUAAUGUAUUUGUUCCAAGGUUAUUAAUAAAAAUUUGGGUUUA